This is a messenger RNA of Penicillium cinerascens, 2864 nucleotides long. RefSeq names its product putative LON domain serine protease. The transcript has 3 exons. The record is from RefSeq and is a predicted model, not a curated record. Gene Ontology annotation, biological process: protein catabolic process; protein targeting to peroxisome; protein processing. Bases 1 to 2793 code for a protein of 930 amino acids. Lineage: Eukaryota; Fungi; Ascomycota; Eurotiomycetes; Eurotiales; Aspergillaceae. Gene Ontology annotation, cellular component: peroxisomal matrix. Gene Ontology annotation, molecular function: ATP binding; serine-type endopeptidase activity; ATP-dependent peptidase activity.
AUGGGAUCCAACAGCGGUAGAGCCACUAAGCUUCCCCUCGUUCCCCUGGCCAAGGGCUCUGUCCUGCUGCCGGGCGUGACACUGCGAAUUCCAGUUUCCAACCGUCCCGACCUGACCAACCUUCUGUCUUCCCUGGUGGACCGGCCCAAGCGCGAUGGCAACUCGAUCACCUUUGGGUGUAUUCCUCUCAGCUCCCCGUUCCUGAGCCGCGACGGCCAACAACUUCUCGAAGGCGAAGAUUCCGAUAAUGAGAGGAAGGAGGGUUACGAUUCAAUCGAUGCGGGCCAGGCGCGCAAGGAUGACUUGUUCCGCUACGGCACGGUGGGCAAGGUAAUCGGCGUUCAGCGCCGAGCCUACGCCGAGCCGUUUCUUCUGGUCCAAGGGUCUCAACGCUUCACAGUUAAGAAGAUCUUGAAGGAUCGACCUUAUUUCGAGGCGGAGGUGUUUGUCCACGAGGAGAACAACUCAUCCAUACAUGGCGACUCUGAGGCUGCUGAUCUCUUCCAACAAUUGAGACAGCUGUCUCGUGAGCUUCUUACUCUAUUGCGCCUGUCGUCAUUGUUGUCGGCUGCCUCAACUCGUCUCUCGCCCCUCGUGGCAAGGAAGUUUGAACUCUAUAUAUCAAAGACAGACUUGGCCCAGGCAGGAAAGCUUGCCGAUUUCAUGGCCGAUGUAUCCGAUGCGAGCUUCGAAGAGAAGCUACGGAUACUCGCUUCUUUCGAUGUGAAGCAGCGACUGGAACGCGUCGUGGAGAUUUUGUCUCGCCAGGCCCAGCAUAUUAAGAGUAGCGUGAAGGUCACCUCUAUCUCCACGACAUCAUUCCCGCCGAGCUCAAACAUGGAUAUUAGCCAAAUUGACCCUCGAGAGCGUGAGUUGCUUGCCAGGCGUGCGAUGCAGGGUCUCUCUGGCCUAUCGCCUCCUGGGCCCGCAGGGGGACGUGGCGGUGAUGACGAGAAGGAGCCGAACGAGGUGGACGAACUGCAACAGAAGAUUAAGGACGCGGAGUUGAGCCCCGAGGCUCAAAAGGUCGCGGAUAAGGAAUUGAAGCGCUUGCGCAAGAUGAACCCUGCCAACGCCGAAUACGGUGUUUGCCGCACCUAUCUGGAGAACCUUGCGGAGAUCCCGUGGACGAAGGUUACUGCUGAUCAUCUGGGUCCAGAGACUUUGAAGCGUGCGCGGCAGCAGCUGGAUGAGGACCACUACGGUCUGGAGCGCAUCAAGAAGAGGCUGUUGGAGUACCUUGCUGUGCUGCGGCUGAAACAGUCCACCAACGAUGAUGUUGAACGCCAAAUUACCGGUCUGUCUAAAGACUUGGAUGCGGCGUCUGCCGGAGAUCUGGAGAAGGACGUUCCUUUGCUCUCCGAAACCGAUCGAGUUGCGCUGGAGACCAGACUCGAAAUUUUGAAGUCUAAGCGCAUGACUGACAAAUCACCGAUCCUGCUCCUAGUUGGGCCGCCCGGUACUGGAAAGACCAGUUUGGCGAGGUCAGUGGCUGCUUCUCUUGGACGCAAGUUCCACCGCAUCUCUCUUGGCGGUGUCCGCGAUGAAGCUGAGAUCCGUGGACACCGACGAACUUAUGUUGCGGCCAUGCCCGGUUUGGUCGUGAACGGAUUGAAGAAAGUUGGUGUUGCGAACCCGGUCUUCUUGCUUGACGAGAUCGACAAGGUUGGCGGCGCCAACUUCCAGGGAGAUCCUUCCGCAGCCAUGCUAGAAGUCUUGGAUCCCGAGCAGAACAAUUCGUUCACUGAUCACUACAUCAACAUCCCGAUCGAUCUGAGCAAGGUGCUCUUCAUUGCCACAGCCAACUCUCUUGAUACCAUUCCCCCACCGCUCCUCGACCGCAUGGAGACCAUCUCGCUAUCCGGAUACACUACCGUUGAGAAGAGACACAUCGCCAAGCGUCACCUGAUUCCCAAGCAGAUUCGUUCAAACGGAUUGACCGAGGGACAGGUCGUUUUGUCCGAUGAAGUGAUUGACAAGACCAUCACUUCUUACACUCGGGAAUCCGGUGUCCGUAAUCUGGAACGUGAGAUCGGCUCGAUCUGCCGUCACAAGGCCGUUCAAUUCGCCGAUGCCGGCGACGCUGACCGACUAGCUGAGUACAACCCAGUCGUUACUGUCGAAGACUUGGAAGACAUUCUGGGCAUCGAGCGCUUCGAGGAAGAAAUAGCCGAGAAGCACGGCCGCCCUGGCGUGGUUACUGGACUUGUUGCCUAUUCUUCUGGUGGCCAAGGAAGUAUUCUGUUCAUCGAGGUAGCCGACAUGCCCGGCAACGGACGAGUCCAGCUCACUGGCAAGCUCGGCGACGUUCUCAAGGAGUCUGUUGAGGUGGCUCUCACAUGGGUGAAGGCCCAUUCUUUCGAGCUGGGACUGACUCACGACCCCAAUGAGGAUGUCAUGAAGAGUCGCAGCCUGCACGUCCACUGUCCCUCUGGCGCCAUCCCUAAGGAUGGACCGUCCGCCGGUCUGGCCCACACCGUGGCGCUUAUCUCCUUGUUCGCCAACAAGCCUGUUCCCCCGCAGAUUGCCAUGACCGGUGAGGUCUCCCUCCGGGGUCGCGUGAUGCCCGUUGGCGGAAUUAAGGAGAAGCUCAUUGGUGCUUUGCGCGCCGGUGUCAAGACUGUCCUCUUGCCUUACCCCAACCGCAAGGAUGUCAAGGAUGUUCCUCAGGAGGUUCACGAUGGCCUGGAGAUCAUCUAUGUGCAGCACAUCUGGGAAGCACUCGGCAAGAUCUGGCCGGAUGCUCACUGGCCCGGCCAGCACCACGUGAACUUCGUCGAGAGCCGCCUGUAGAUACCCUUGGCUUUUGCCACCUGCUGUUCACAUUGCGUCUCUUCCAAGCCCCUCUCGACCACAAUCGCUUU